Pocillopora verrucosa is the source of this 3475-nucleotide messenger RNA. The record is from RefSeq and is a predicted model, not a curated record. NCBI's taxonomy places the organism in Eukaryota, Metazoa, Cnidaria, Anthozoa, Scleractinia, Pocilloporidae.
AAGAACCUUAGUGGAGGCUUCCAUGCAAAUAGAGCAGCAGAAUUACUUGAAUACUCCAUCGCUGAGCGAUGUCGAUGAAACCUACCUAAGGAAUUUAGAAAGACUGAGGUUUCUCAGCAGUUACCAAACCAACGUUUUGUGGUUUCUCGGAGAGUAAGCACGCAGGAAACGAUGGAUUCUUGGAGACAACAAUAUCAGUUCGAAAAUGAGGACGAGGCGUUAGUCAAGGCACUUGAGCUUUCCCGUCUGGAGCAACAGGGCAGCCAAAGAGUACAGACACAACCAACAGUUGAGCCGCGUCAGACUGAAUUUCAACGAACCACUCAAGCUUUGGGUCCAGAUUUAAAGAGUACGUUGACGUCGGUUUUUAUGCUUUCUAUGAACCUCCGCACUGUUUAUUUCCAAAUUGUAACCUUAAAUGCCUUAUACUUCAUUUUCCAUUGAUUGAACCAAAUAAGUAAAUUUUAAUCUUCUAAUUUUGACAACCUACAUUUGAUAGAGAAGGGAAUUUGUUUUUAUAAGUGUGGCAGAGUUUCUUAUCAAAUAUGUUAGGCUUUAAAGGGAAAACAGGUCGCAAGUCGCAAGCUGAAACCAAAAGGGCAACUCCACUUUGCCUGCCAAACAACUGUAAAUGGGAUUCGAGCUCAGGCCAGUACAUCAAAACAGGAGAAAUGCGAACCUCACUGUAUGUGGUAGAUGAAGCACUUGAAAACCUCCGGAGGAUUAAAGGUCCAGUAUGUGUGGUGUCUAUCGCCGGGCCAUACAGAAAAGGAAAGUCCUUUGUACUCAGCGAAGCCUUCAAUCAACCACAAGUUUUCCCUCUUGGACAUCACAUGGAACCGGAAACCAUGGGAAUCUGGUUAUGGAUAGUGCCGGACAAGUUCAGGGAUGCUAAAGGCCAGGAAAUCACAAUAGUGCUGCUGGACUCUGAGGGAAUUGACGCAGUAACUGGAGAAGGACUUGAUGAUAACCAGAUCUUCACUUUAACAGUUUUGUUAGCCUCAGUUUUGAUCUACAAUUCACAAAGCGUUCCAACUAGGCGUGAUCUUGAGGGACUGGAUUUCAUUGUGAAACUAACUCAUCGUAUUGAGGUGCGAUCAACAACAAAGCAUGAGACCGAGAGAAGCCAUCGGGACUCAGAGUAUUUCCAUAAGACCUUUCCUUUCUUCAUAUGGCUACUUAGGGACGUAACACAAGCAAUUCCAAGAGACUGUAGCAAUGUUAAGGACUACUUCUUGAAAAAGGUAUUUAAGGUCCAGGAUUCAUCAGCUGUUGGCCAAGAAAGUCAGAAAGUAGCCGAAAGCAUCUUAAGCUUCUUUCCCGGUUUCGAAGCAUUCACUUUACCUUCUCCCACCGUCGACCCCGAGGCGUUAAAAAGUAUCACUGAAAACAAAAGUCUCAUUAAUCCUUUGUUCAUCAGUGGGUUGGAAGAUUUCAGAAGUUUGGUGAGGCGAAUUCUGCUCCCCAAAAACAGCAUUAACGAUGGAGAACUUGUCACCGGAGAAGGCCUUGCAGUACUGGUACAGCUCUACGUCCAAGCCAUCAACACGCCUGGUAUGGUCCCGAAUGUUCAGAACGCCUGGGAUCAGUUUGUGGAGGUGAAAUGUUCUGACGCAAUGAAAGAUGCACUUAAUGCUUAUGACACCACCAUGUCAUUACAACUGAAGGAUAAGUUACCGUGUGAUAAUGAUCGACUGCGAAAUGGUCAUGGAAUGGCACUGGAGAACAGUGAAGCCCAUUUCAUGGCGGACACGGCAGGAAUAUCUACAAACACGAUCGAGACGUUUCUGAAAAAUUUGAAGGAAUCGUUGAGUGAAAGGUUUCACUUAUGGCAAGAGAAGAAUGCAAAAAUGACCAGAGAAUUCUGCAACAACCUGCUCGCAAUGCUCAAAAAGCAGCAUCUGGACCCAGUAAUACAGCAACUACAGAGAAAAGAGGGAGCCAAGCUUUCCUUUCAUGAGAUUAUUGGAAAAUACAAUCUGAUUAAAGAUGACUACCACAAGUCUGCAAUCGGCGCAAAAGAUGAAAUUGAGGCGGUGUUUUUUGAGUUUCACCCAGCAUUGAUGAAAGAGCAAGAGCAAUACAUGAGCCUCUUACAACAGCUGAAAGACUACGAUGAAAGACUGACCGAAGAAUUGGCUGCCAAAGCCUUUCAAGAGCAGGAAAAACAAAAGCUUGAGAUGGAAAUGUUAAGCGAAAGGCAAAACGAGGAGAGAAAGAAAUUCCGGGAGCAAAUGGAUAACGAUCUUCGAGUCCAGAGAGAUCAGAUGAACAACAUGAUGGACGCAAAUAUGCAACAAGCACAGAGGGAAAGAGAGCAGUUUUUGCAAGAAAUUCAGCAACUCCGAAACCAGUUCCUUGACAUGCAGAAAAUGAACGAGGAAAACAUCAAGAUGAUAAAAAAGCUGUCUAAGUUGGUUGAAAGGCAAGAGGAAGAGAAGAGAAGAGAGGAAGAGAAGAUGGAAAGAACUCAAGCUGCCAUGGAAAAAAAGGAGAAGUUUGAAAAGAUGGAAGCAAGGCACAGAGAAGAAAAGGAAAGUCUACGUCGCGAGAUGGAGGAAAAGCUUGAGCAACAACGCCAAGCUUUGACAGAAGAGUACCAAAAGGCUGCUCAGUCUCGAAUGCAAAUGGUGGAAGAAAUAGGAAAAAAGUUGGAAGACGUUGAAGAGGAGCUAAAGGAAGUUAAGAAACCAGGCUUUAUUAAACGAGCUGCCAUAAAAGUGAAAGAUGCGAUAGCUACUGGAGCUCGAAAAGUAGUGGAGAAUUGCGUAGUAAUGUAAGAAAUCACAACACGACCCGCAAAAAUUGAAAGAAAAUACUUAUAAAAGUGAUUGGAAAGAAGAUUCUCAAGUUAUAUUCGAUUCAUUGUAAUUGACGUCUUUUAAGAUAUUUCACCUUGACGAAUAAGUCGCAGAUUGUCAAUGUUUUUCGUUUUUGCAGCUGUUUUUAAAAUAAUUCGUCAAGACAAAAAAUGACAAAAAAAAACCUAAGCUAGACUCGCACACAUGAUGAUUAGAGCUAUAUACGACUUCACGUGGUAGGAAAUUAAUGUAGAAGUAGCUGCAAAUAUGGUUUUUUAGAGGAGAUUUAUGCUGAACAGAAUAUAUCACCUUAAGUUACCGCUGAUACCUGGAUUGCCUUUACAGUUUGGAUUUACUGAUUUUCCUCUUCCGCUCGACCACGGUGUGGAGUUACUUCGUCCACACCCCAUAUUUCAAAGAAAUUGAUACCAAAGCAAAGGGUCUGAUGUGGAAACUAUAUCUAAAUAAAGCUAAGAUGACUGAAAAUGCCAGCACGAAGUUAUCACCAUGCACGAAACGCCAAUGAGUCGUUUCAGAAGAGUAGCUAGAAGAGUCAAUAGCAUGCUCUCGGUAUAGUACCAAAGACUUUAACUAAUUUCUCUAUAGAUUCAUAUGUAAUAGAGCAAUAAGUAAGAUAUCGAUGUCCAAGCUUAAGAUUUAUAAAUUUGUGCAGU